AUCCCACACCAGAGGAUUCACACUGGAGAGAAGCCAUAUCAGUGUUCUGAAUGUGAUAAAGCUUUUACAUUGAAGUCACAUCUUAUCAAACACCAGAGGAUUCACACUGGAGAGAAGCCAUAUCAGUGUUCUGAAUGUGAUAAAGCUUUUACUAAGUUAAAUCUUAUCAGACACACCAGAGGGUUCACACUGGAGAGAAGCUAUAUCAGUGUUCUGAAUGUGAUAAAGCUUUUACAUAUAAGUCAGAUCUUAUGAAACACCAGAGGAGGCACACUGGAGAGAAG
This is a messenger RNA of Staurois parvus, 284 nucleotides long. The record is from the annotation of a GenBank genome assembly. NCBI's taxonomy places the organism in Eukaryota, Metazoa, Chordata, Amphibia, Anura, Ranidae.